CCCUUCUGCCUCUCUCCAAAGCCGUUGUUACUGUGCGGCUCCUGCACAUCAUUCCACAGCGUUAGAAAUUAAAUGAAGGUGGCUUAACGCAGCUAACAUAGGCAUGCUUUGAAGGAUGUAACCAGGGGGAAGCUGCACUGCCAGAUCCUUUUCUAUGGGCUGUGGAUUUGUGCUACUGAGGCGCGGACACAGCAAUCACUCAGCCAUGCAGAGGCUCAGACAACAGGACUAAUCUCUCCACCUGACUUGUGGAAGCUCCACUUUUUUUCCCCCUGAAUUAUCUAUUCCCUGUUGCCUAAUACAGUGUGCGACAAUGGAAUCGGAGUGAAGGAAAAUUUGUGUAGCUUUGCCUGCAGUCUGCAGCACACAUGGAUGUGUUCAGCUUUGUAAAGAUGCCGAAGCUGUCAGGCCACAGGACAAAAUCCUCUGGUUGGCCACCCCCGUCAGGGACCUGGAGUUCUUCUCAGGGACCGCCAAAUGGAUGGGACAUGGGGACCAGCAGAGAGGGGCGUGACUUCUACAUCAACCAACUAUCCCAGAGCAACUCCCUGGAGGAAGUUCGCCUGGACGGAGACAGGUUUGUCCCACCGGCGCCCCGGAAAGUGGACAUGCGGCGGGACCCCGUGCUUGGCUUUGGAUUUGUUGCAGGCAGUGAAAAACCUGUGGUGGUGCGCUCAGUCACGCCAGGGGGUCCGUCAGAAGGCAAGUUGAUCCCAGGAGACGAAAUCAUCAUGAUUAAUGAUGAGCAAGUCAGUUCAGCACCCAGGGAGAGGGUUAUCGACCUCGUCAGGAGCUGCAAGGAGUCCAUUUUGCUGACCGUUGUUCAGCCAUACCCAUCACCCAAGUCGGCAUUCAUCAGCGCAGCUAAAAAGGCCAAGCUAAAGACUAAUCCUGUUAAGGUUCGCUUCGCUGAAGAGGUCAUCAUCAAUGGACAGGUUCCAGAAACAGUGAAGGACAAUUCUCUUCUUUUUAUGCCAAACGUCCUGAAAGUAUACCUGGAGAACGGACAAACUAAAUCAUUUAAAUUUGACAGCACAACAUCCAUUAAGGAUGUCAUCUUGACCCUGCAAGAAAAGCUAUCCAUUAAGAGCAUUGAGCAUUUCUCUCUGAUGCUGGAGCAGAGGUCUGAGGGAUCUGCCAGCAAACUCAUGCUUCUGCAUGAGCAGGAGAUGCUAACUCAGGUGACGCAGAGACCUGGGUCCCACAAGAUGAAGUGCUUUUUUCGCAUCACCUUUGUCCCAAAGGACCCCGUGGACCUGCUGAGGAGAGAUGCAGUAGCAUUUGAGUAUCUCUACGUUCAGAGCUGCAAUGACGUGGUCCUGGAGAGAUUUGGGUCUGAGCUGAAAUACGACAUGGCCCUCCGCCUGGCUGCUCUGCAGAUGUACAUUCUAACCAUCAAUACCAAGCAGACCCAGAAGGUUUCCCUGAAGUACAUCGAGAAAGAGUGGGGUUUGGCUUUGUUUCUGCCUCCUGCUGUGCUGUCUAGCAUGAAAGAGAAAAAUAUCAAAAAGGCACUUACCCACAUUCUCAAAACCAACCAAAAUCUUGUCCCACCUGGUAAAAAGCUGACUGCCUUGCAGGCAAAGGUCCAUUACCUGAAGUAUCUCAGUGACUUGAGGCUUUAUGGAGGACGUGUCUUUAAAUCCACACUAGUUCAAGGCGAAAAGCACACAGAAGUGACUUUGCUGGUGGGGCCCAAAUAUGGCAUCAGUCAUGUUAUAAACACUAAAACAAACUUGGUGGCACUUCUUGCUGAUUUCAGCCAUGUCAACCGGAUUGAAAUGUAUACAGAAGAUGACAGCAGGGUUAGAGUGGAACUGCACGUUCUGGAUGUUAAGCCCAUAACUCUUCUAAUGGAGACUGUUGAUGCAAUGAAUCUGGCCUGUUUAACAGCCGGCUACUACAGGUUACUGGUGGACUCUCGGCGCUCAAUCUUCAAUGUGGCCAAAAAUACAAACAGCCAUGCAGCAAAAGUGAAGCAAAACUAUCAGGCCAUUGAGUGUACGUACAGCGUGCCCCAUAAAGGGUGUGAAGACAGAAACAAUCAGAGGUUCAGCCAAGAUUAUUCCGACCAGGAAUGUGAAUACCUCGACCACAGCAGGUGUGAAGGCCAACCCAUGUACAUAACGGAGAUCCACCACCCCCAGCACUCUGUUCACUCGAUGGAGAGGGCACAAUGCUGCGGUGUGCCCUGCUCCCAAACUUAUCUCAACAUCCCCAGACCUAAACCGCAGGAAUCUUCCAGGAAUGCAAAGGUCUCUUUCAUAUUUGGGGAUCCUCCCUUGGACAGUGUGAAUCCCCAAAAUUUGGGUUACCAGAGACUGAUGGAUGAAGGCCCAGAGCUUGCAGACAAUCACAGCCCGAUGUACAGGCGCCUCGAGGAGGACUAUAAGAUGAUGGAUGCUAUAGAGGAAGGGUAUCAGUACUCCACCAAAAUUUUUGGUCCUACUGAGUGCAUUGAGGAGCCACUGCUGCAUGAUAUUUGCUAUGCAGAGACGACAGAUGAUGCAGAGGAUGACGAUGACGUAAGCUGUGAGGAAGACAUGGUAGUGAGUGACAUUGACAAGCCGACAUUGCUCUCGCUCUCAGGUUCCAGCGACGACAUUAUCGACUUGACCUCACUACCCCCACCUCCGGAAGCCAACGACGACGAGGACAACGACGUGCUUCUGCACUCCCUUAACAUGGCCAUUGCUGCUCCGCCUCCCGGUUUUAGGGACAGCUCUGAUGAAGAUGAGCAGCAGGGAGCCCGAGCUCAAGCCAAGGAGGGCUGCAACGAUAUCCCAGUGUCUCUAAUAGAUUCAGUGCCCACCCAUGGAGCAGAGGCCCCCGGGCAGCCUCUGGACAAUGCAGUGGUGUCAACCUUGCAGGCACUAGAGGCCCUCGCUGCUUCGGAGGAGCAGAGUCCAGCGCAGUCAGAGAGCAGCAGAGGUGUAGAAAUAUCACGUGCAUUUAGUCCAGAUUCGUCAGAUUCUGGCAAUGAGACAAACUCCUCUGAGAUGACGGAGAGCUCCGAGCUGGCAUCUGCUCAGAGGCAUUCAGAGAACCACCUGAGAAUCCAUGUUGCAGAGGGAUACCAUGCCUGUGAGGAAAAGACAACCGGGAGCACGGCAGAUGACCAUCGUCAGGAGGAGACUAAAUCCUCUGCUGUCGGCUCCUCGCAGAUAUUUCCCUCUGAUGGCGGUGAGAUGGAGCCAGAAACGAUGGAAAUAAAGUCUGUCAGUGAGUUCCUCACUAAGAUGCACAUGGGCUCAGUAACGAGCAGGCAGAAAGGAAAACAAAGGGAGACAGAGAGCAGAAUCCAAGGAGAUGUGUGCAGUUCCUCAGAUAAAUCUCUCAAGUCUUCUCAAGAUUCAGUUAAAGAGGAACCCCCUCACCUUGUAGGGAGGUACAACACCUUUACGGUGAGGGAUUCUUUCUAUGUGAACCAGCUUGAUCUGGGACGAAUUCACUGUAAGGACAGACAGCAAAAAUGGCAGCAGAGAGCACCAGGAAACAAAAUGGCAGAGAAUCUUGCUCCAGAAUGUGUGAAUGACUCACAGGCUUCCCACGCAAACAGACUCACGGCAAAGGGAGAGAAACAAGACUUAGAUGAAAGAAGUCAACAGUUAAAUGCCCAUUUCCUCAGCACAACCAAAAGGCCCAUCCCUGCAGAGACUGAUGCCACUUUACAGGAUAAUGAGCAGAAGCAGAUAAAGCAUUCGCAGGCAGAGCAAGAUCCAACACGGUUGUAUGAAUACCAUGUAAACAAGCGCAUGUCAUCUAUCCAAGGUGAGGGAGUUCAUGUUCUCCAAAGCUCGCAGUGCUCUUCUAUAGAUGCUGGGUGCAGCACUGGCAGCAGCAGUAGUGUCACCCCUAUGGAUUCCCCACUUUGCACAACAGACAACUUGCAUGUACUCUCAGAGUCCUCCCUUAAGGGACUGAAUUACAUCGCUGCUGAUGAAAAGGCGUACGGUCCCGCCAUGCAGGGUAAAUCUGGGCACCAAAUGGACCCCACUUUGCUGCGGAAGAUCCAUGCAGCCACAAGUGCUGAGCCUGGGCAUAGCAGCACAAGAGACAGCAGUCACAGAGUGCCCAAGAUAAAAGAAACCACAGCUUGCACACAGCUGAAGAAGGCUGGGAAAGAGUCAUCUUUAGCCAUCUGUAACAAGACCAGUACCAGCACCACAAACAUGUCACCUUUCUCAUUACAACGUAGCACAGAAGCCUGCGGGCUAACACUGGUCAGUCCUGAGUCCGACCCUCACGCCCUGGCUUCCCACUCAAGCGGAUCUUCAGACGACCCGACGACAGGUAACCUCAGGAAGCCACACAAGGUGCGUAUGGUCAGGAGGAGCUGGAGCACCCUCAUGCCAGGUUCCCGGAGUUUAGAAGCACUGAUAGAGAAGACCAAAGCCACACUUACGGGGAAGAAUGAGGAUCUGAAUUUGCAGUCACAAGAUCUUCAGAAAAUGCAACGGGUAUUUUCAGCCAAAACCCUACCCAAGAGUGUGUCCCAGGGUUCAGUUGCCUCUGAUUCACCUGGUGGGUCAACAGGAGCCUCAGUGUUGCUACAGGAGACAACAGCGCACAGGCUGGAUGUGGGAACGUGGAAGUGCCGAGGGCCAUUCAGUCACUGCUUCCUCAGGAGAAAGCCAAACACUCAAGGUGGCCAUAAAGACAGAGAUAUGCCUUCACAUGCUCCGGUCUUUGAAAGCUCAGUUUCAGUCAGGGGAAAGGAAAAUCCUGACUGUAAAUCUGAAAAGAGCAACAUGACCGUGCAUAUGGAUAACAUGAGCCUUGAAGAAAGGCUAGCUCAUAUACACUCCAUGAAGGGAAAAACCUAUAGUCUUCAUACAGGGUUUGCAAUUGCACGAAAGGAUGCCUUAGAGAUGAUGGGGGUGUUUCACUACAGUGAGAACAAAAAAUCCACAUGUGAUGUUCCAGAGGCGGCUGACACAGAAACAUGUUCCCAACUGCUUUUUGCACAGGCCAAAGUACUGAGUGGAGCUUGCAGUAGAAUGGCCACAGAGUACAGCAGCCCGGAGGAGCUGCUACUCACACUGACGCACAGCUUCCACUCACUCUGCUGCUUAAUGCAAGCUUGCAUGUCACUCAUGGAAAGCCUAAACACUGAAAGCGAAAGGCAAGAGGUGGUAGCCAAAGUGGACGAGGUCAUCGUGAACUACGCGUGUCUGUUAAAAGCAGCCGAGGUGGCUGCAGCAGGUUCCCCCAGUGACCAAACUGUGAAUGCAUUGACACAUUACUCUGCUACCAUGUCUGUCGUUGUAAACACACUGUCUCACUCACUUGAAACAUUGCUCAACAGCAAACUGUUAUUUUGAUUUCAAAGCCAUACAUUUGAAACAUGGGUUUAACGACCAAUGUGAACUGCUGUGAAGACAAAAAAACCUUGCCUUGUGAAUACAGUAUUUUAUUAUGUAAAGGAAAUAUAAAAAAAUAUAUAUGAAUUGAAGUUUUGAUAGAUUAUAUAAAGGCCUCUAUCAAAAUCACCUCUUGGAUAAAUUAUCAAAUACCAACAAUUAUUUUAUCAUUCAUUCGUUAUUUAGAAAGCUUAUAAGAGCCUUGUUUAUAAAUUGUAAAAAUUAUACAUAUAUAUAUAUAUACAUACUGUAUAUAUACGGUAUAUAUAUAUAUAACUUCACAGUGCUACGUUGUAUAUAUAUAUAUAUAUAUAUGAUGUUGGCCAAAUAUAUAUGCUAUAUGAAGCUCUAGACAAAUAAUUUUCACAAGUUGUUAUUAAAAUAUGGCAAUGCAUAAAUUUCUUUUUUUCAUUUUCUAAGUCACUUAAUUUAAUGAAAACUUUCCACAUGAAUACUGAAUACUUUACUGUUAUUUUUGUCACCACCAAUAAAGAUUUAAAUAAAAUCCCAAAAAUGUUACA
This is a messenger RNA of Oryzias latipes (Japanese medaka), 5884 nucleotides long. RefSeq names its product FERM and PDZ domain containing 4 (gene frmpd4). NCBI's taxonomy places the organism in Eukaryota, Metazoa, Chordata, Actinopteri, Beloniformes, Adrianichthyidae. Gene Ontology annotation, cellular component: cytoskeleton. Gene Ontology annotation, molecular function: protein binding. The record is from RefSeq and is a predicted model, not a curated record.